Messenger RNA from Sitophilus oryzae (rice weevil), 1066 nucleotides. RefSeq names its product insulin-like growth factor-binding protein complex acid labile subunit. Gene Ontology annotation, molecular function: protein binding. Lineage: Eukaryota; Metazoa; Arthropoda; Insecta; Coleoptera; Curculionidae. The coding region runs from base 145 to 987 and encodes 280 amino acids. The transcript is spliced from 2 exons. The record is from RefSeq and is a predicted model, not a curated record.
UAAAUGAAUAAAGAACUUACCCAAAGAAAUCAUUUUAGGAACUGUAACCACAAACACCUGAAAUCAGAAUUUAAGAAACACUGAUUUAAGCUGUAGUAAAUAAUCCACUUCAGUAGGAAUUCUACUGGAUCUGCCAUACUAUCCAUGCAAUCUAAAGGAUUCAAGAAGCUAGAGUCUCUGGAAUACCUACACCUGGAUAACAACCAAAUCAGGAACAUCUCCAGUCGUGCUUUUCAAGGAUUGAACCAACUUUACGAACUCCACUUGCAGCAGAACCUGAUUGAAUCACUCAAUCCUGGAUUCCUGGAAGGAGGUUCCAGUAAUUUUAUCAAUCUAUCCCAUAAUGCAGUUACUGAAUUACUGGCUGAAGUAUUUCGUGGAGCAACCACGCUCCUAACUCUAGACUUUUCUUAUAACAAACUAAAUAAAUUAUACAAAGACUCAUUUCAAGGCUUAGAAAACCUGGAAGUUUUGGAUUUAUCAUAUAACAACUUGUGUCAUUUUCCUUUAAGUAUCUUUAAAAACCUGUCAGUGUUACGUAGACUUGACUUAUCGAAUAACAAGUUUAAAAGAUUCAAUUUAGGGGCUUUUUCUGGAUUAAGAAACGUAAACUUCUUGAACUUGGCGAACAAUUCUGUAGUAAACUUCGAUCCAGCUAUUUUAUUACCAAUGAGAUAUCUGACUAGCUUAGAUAUUAGCGGAAAUGGGAUAUACGGGCUGGAUGUAAUGGACGUUCAUUUAAAUAUUCCUAGUCUAAAAUCAAUCUACUUGGAAGAUAAUGUUUUUUCUUGUACGAUGUUGAAGAAUGUGCUUCAAUUUCUGAGAGAAAAAAGAAUCGACGUGUUGAAGAAUGUCGAGAGGUUUGAUUAUGAGAAUAUAGAUGCUAUAGCUUGUAUCGAAGAUUAUGUGAUGAAUGACAGUAUUUCGGUUGAGUAUUUCUUGCAGAAAUCAAAAGAAUACGCCAACCAGUUGGAGAGCUACUGUUAAGUGUUUAAUUAUUUAUUUAAUUUCGUUUAUCAUGAUUUACACAUAAUACCAAUAAAUUAAGAGAUAUAAAAAAACUCUA